Messenger RNA from Daphnia pulicaria, 3703 nucleotides. It is a transcript of the gene Ac3, whose product is annotated as adenylate cyclase type 3-like. Gene Ontology annotation, molecular function: adenylate cyclase activity. The record is from RefSeq and is a predicted model, not a curated record. Bases 189 to 3512 code for a protein of 1107 amino acids. Lineage: Eukaryota; Metazoa; Arthropoda; Branchiopoda; Diplostraca; Daphniidae. Gene Ontology annotation, biological process: adenylate cyclase-activating G protein-coupled receptor signaling pathway; intracellular signal transduction; cAMP biosynthetic process. The transcript has 20 exons.
CAGUCGACGGACUUUCUCUGGCCGAGUCACGUCGUGCCAGAGACGGGCGCAUUUUUUUUUUAACUUUCUCACGACGUAAAAGAGAUUCGUUUCUUUGGAAUUUUUCGCACUUUGGGAGAUGGUUUUGAGCUGUGCACCUCUUCGUGAGAGGAUGGAUCGACGGUAGUGCUGUAAUUACGUCCAUCAAGAUGCCUAUAAACAAGGCCAACAACAGUGGCGGAGGCGACAGUGGUGAAUGCUGCCGGUCGACGUCAUUGCCGAUGGAAACGGUAGCCGGCAAUGAUGAAGAGCCCAUCCAGCAGUCGGCAACGGCUGCUGGCAGGCCGUCAUGGACCGUUGGGACCAAAGUGAUCCACAGGGCAUUCGACGAUAUUGCCCUGGAAGAACUCUAUCAAAACUAUUGCCAACGUUCUAGGGAGUCGGACCUCGAUUGUUUCUUCCUGACGGGCUGUCUGGUGGCCGUCCAUUCGGCUGUUAGUUUCUCGUUGAAACAACAGGACCAGGCGCUCCAGUCGCGGGUGCUCAUCGGUGCCGGUGUGUCUAGUGUGGUGGCCGUGGCCCAGGCCUCGCUCGGCUUCUACAUCCGUGGGCGCAAGAAGAAGAAAAACUCGGCCGCCGCUGCCACCGCCGGUCGACAGGCCGAUCAACAGGCAGCAGCAGCAGCAGCCGCCGCCGCCGUUGUGACCUCCACCGGCCGUCUCACCUACGCCUCUUGGCUGUUGGCCAACAUGUUGAUCCUGGGUCUUUUGGCUUUCGUUCCGUCGUCCGAUCAAGGCAGCAGGGCCCUCACUUGGCUUCUUUUAAUAAACUUUUUGACCUGUGUCACACUGCCGUUGAGACUGCGAGUUUGUCUCUUCUUGACCUCCAUCACCAGUCUCCUCUUUCUCGCCGUGUCGGCCUUCACGUCGUGGGAUGAGGCCGGCAUCCAUCGGCCUACUCUUCAUCAACAGCUGAUGGGAGAAACGAUCCUGCUCGUCGGUUCAAUAAGUCUCGGUUUGGUGGCUUAUCUCGUGGCCGACAUCCGAUUGAGAAGGGCCUUCCUCGACACACGCCAAUCGUUCGAAAUGCGACUGACCAUCGAGAGCCAAGCCAGAGAACAGGAGCAAUUGCUGUUGUCUGUGCUGCCCGAACACGUUGCCGUCAAGAUGCGUCAAGACCUUGGAACAGCUCACGACGGCCAAUUCAAAAAGAUCUACAUGAGUCGACACGAAAACGUCAGUAUACUCUUUGCGGACAUUGUUGGUUUUACGGCCAUCUCGUCGACUUACCCGGCAUCGGAAUUGGUCCAUAUCCUCAACGAGCUAUUUGCCCGUUUUGAUCGUCUCUCUCAGAGAUAUCAUCAAAUGAGAAUCAAGAUUCUUGGCGACUGCUAUUAUUGCAUUUGUGGAGCACCGGUGGAGCGACCUGACCAUGCCGUUUUAUGUGUGUACAUGGGCUUAGCCAUGAUAGAUGCCAUCAAAUGCGUUCGUGAGUCUACCAGCUCCCCGGUGGACAUGCGAGUUGGAAUCCACACUGGGGCCGUAUUGGCUGGCGUCCUAGGUCAACGUCAGUGGCAGUUUGACGUUUACAGUCAAGAUGUCGAGUUGGCCAACAAGAUGGAGAGCAGCGGCCAACCCGGUCGGGUUCACGUAUCCAGCCGGACGUUGAGCUUCCUUGGCGAUGAAUUUGAAGUUGAAGCGGCUCACGGAGAGAAACGAGAGCAGGUCCUCCGCACAGCCGGAAUCGAGACCUAUUUCAUCCUGCGUGCCCGCAAUGAAAUUAAUCUUCCGGCGGAAGAGGAAUCCAGCAAAGUGAUCAAUGACCAUUCAGAGGCCACGACAAUGGCCGUUUCUAAAGUUCUGUCCACUAACAAUUACAUCCCUGAAAUGAUUGGUGAUGCCGUAGCAGUGAAUACUGUCUGCCAGGCAUCCGAUCCAUCCGGCAAUUGGUGUAGCUGUUUCCAGCGUUGCAGCAAAGUAGACAAAACGUCUUUGGUGGUCGUUGGAGAAUCUGCCGGAGAAAAUCGGAGCUUGCUACGCCCAAAUCACUUGAAUGAACAACAGCAUUUCGGACCUGUAGGAAUCGCCGUCAGAAGGUCGUCGACCAGUAGUGGUGCAAUCCCGACGAAUUUGCUGACGCAAACAUUCGUCGAUCCGGAACGAGAGGCUAAAUACCGUCUGCAUCGCGACGCCACGGCCGUCUACAAUCUGCUGGCCUUACCGCUAGCCUUGACUUGGUUAGCCUUUUUCGCCCUGGCAACUAGUCCGUGGAGUCCAGUGUUUAUCCUGUUUUUCCCACUCAUUGCCAGUCUGCUUCUGCUGGUAGUCGUCGGUGUAGCCGAUACAUGGGAAAACUGCGAUUCCGUGGGCCAAGUGAAGAAGAUCAGUGCACUCGUUAAUGGCAAGUUGGGACUACGUUGCUGCUUGGUUAUCCUGGGAAUCCUUUUGCUGGUUGGAGCACAUUUAAGCGGACAGGGAUUCAAUCGGACUUUCCCCUGUCCCACUGAAGCGUCACUGGUUCUAAUCAGCGUGGCCAUGGUUCCUCAUUUGGCCAGUUAUUUCAAAGGAACAUUUCUGCUACUGUUAUCGGCUGUUUACAUUUGUCUACCGUGGCUUCAUUAUCAACCGACGUUGGACGCUCCCUGCUGGUUCCAUAGGGACGGUCUUCACAUCCAAGAGUUGAUCCUGGCCAGUUGCGUUCUACUGGUGACAUCUUUGGUACUGUUUUCCUUAACGAGACAGCUCGAGUCAACUUCACGCAGCCUUUAUACUAACUGGGCUGGAAUAGAGGAGCAAAGAGAGAGAGCAGCGGAUCUGGGUCGACGGAACCAGGCUUUAUUGUUCAACAUACUGCCGGCUCACGUCGCCCAGCAUUUUUUGCGCAAGGACAUCCAUCAACGCGACGAGCAAUUGUACAGCCAAAGCUACACGAGCGUAGGUGUCCUCUUUGCAUCCAUACCGAAUUUUUCCGAGUUCUAUUCAGAAGAAACUGUCAAUAAUCAAGGACUAGAAUGUCUGCGUUUCCUUAACGAAGUCAUCUCCGAUUUCGAUGCGCUUUUAGAUCAGAGUCAGUUCUCAGAAAUGACGAAAAUCAAAACGAUCGGUUCGACCUACAUGGCAGCCAGUGGAUUGAACAUUACAUUACAGCCAAAGGAAGAUGAGGAUAUCUUGACACGUUGGAAACAUUUGGCGCUCCUUGUCGAGUUCGCCCUGUCUAUGCAGCGGACUCUCCAAAAUAUUAACGAUCAAAGUUUUAAUCACUUUGUCCUCAGAAUGGGCAUCAACCACGGUCCGACGACUGCGGGAGUCAUUGGUGCCACAAAGCCACAUUACGACAUUUGGGGCAAUGCGGUUAACGUUGCAUCGAGGAUGGAGAGUACUGGUAAAGCCGGAUGUAUUCAGGUGACGGAGGAGACGAGCGCCAUCCUGCGUCAUUUUGGUUACCAAUUUGAACAGCGCGGUUUGGUCUUUGUGAAAGGCAAAGGCCAAUUACUGACUUAUUACUUAAUUGAAUCAGACACCAGUGUGACCUAAUCGCGUACCGACAUUUUGGUUGAUGCUUUUGUCGACGUGAAGAGAAAAAAAAACAAUCAUGAAUCUCAUAGUUUUUUCAAUCUGUGUCAUUUCAAUGCCCAAUGUUUCAUUUCUGAAAAUUUAUUAUUGUUAUUACACCACAAAAGGCUCGAUUACCACAAUUACACAACGUUAUGGACGUCUCAUCAUAA